Paramuricea clavata is the source of this 2397-nucleotide messenger RNA. Lineage: Eukaryota; Metazoa; Cnidaria; Anthozoa; Malacalcyonacea; Plexauridae. The record is from the annotation of a GenBank genome assembly.
AUGGAAAGCUCGAAAACUGGCAGUGACGAUAAUUUCCGUCGUCCUACUGAGCCUGGCCCAUCUUUUCAAGCGCCUGAAAGUAGUACGCACGGUGGGAAAAGACGUGGUUCUGGGAGGAAACGCAAGCAUGACGAAGGCUACGAGAACGUUCGAAGUGCGAUUUGGAAGACAAUUUCCUUGCACAAUGAUGUAUACGACCAGUGGAUGGAUGUACGCAAAACUCACGGCUUUAAGCAGAACUCAGAUUUUGCCCAAUUUCUGUUGAGAUGCGUGAGAAAUUCAACUGACAUUGAAAUUUCCUUGAUCCAAAAUACAACAGACCAGUCCGAGCUUGGUCCUCAAGCAACAUCAACUCCUCGAAAGGCAAAAACAUCAGGUAUUUAUGCUUUUUUUUCUCAUACGUAUGCCUUACUCACCUAUGUGUUUUAAAUUUAUAAAUGAUAUAUACAGUGAACUGAAUCUAUAAUAGUUUAGUAUAUAAGAUUUAUACCAUUGUAAUGUUCUUAUAUGACGUCACAUAUCCUUAGAGUGUCCUCCAGAUGCUCCCUAACAAUAUCUGUUCGGGUACAACAACCACAUACAGCACAAAUAUUGACCAUUUUAAUACAAAAUUAUUAUAAACUUUGUUUACAAGAGUUAUAUUAUGCAUAGAUUGCUAAUUUGUCCUCCAGAUGCAUCAUCACAGGUGCUGUGACAUCAUAUGCAAUGGGUCUAUUGUCUAUUGUUCCUCUUACUGUUUGACCUAUUGGCUAUACCCAUUAUAGAACACAUGGCGGUAUUUUCUUUCUUAGUCCUUGCUACAAUUUCAUCUUGAAUAUUUUUCUUGUUUUAUCUCUCUAAUUAUACUUUUAUAUGAUAUGGGCUUGUUAUUCCUUCAUAAAUUCCUGUAGGGUAUGUAUUUAGGUAAAUUUGGUUCAAUGCAAUACAUACUGCUUGUGUGAAAUAUAUUAUAUAUACAAAAUAUAUUUCAUUUGUUAGACUGCAGGCAGGCUAACAAACCAUGCACUAAUGCACUCAAUUUAGACAAGAUAUGUUAUUUGAAACCAAUUACCAAUAUACCAACUUUUGUUUUGACUGCUAGUGGGAUAGAAUUACAUUUCAAUUAAGCAUAAAAUGUAGCUCAGAGUAAUUAAAAUAUGAAUGUAAAAGUAUUGUAUCAAAAAUUUGUAUCGCUGCCUCUCCCAAUUCUCCUCUGCAGAAGCUUUAUGUUUUGUUUUGGGUUUUGUUUUGUGUUUUUCACAGGCGGGAUAAUUGCGGGUUAUGCAGACUAGGGGAAAACUCUCAAUCUCCCACAUAUGUCUCUAACCACACCAAUUAGAAUUGUAAACAUACAAGAAUGUGUAAACUGUAGGUGUGGCCACAGACAUUUGUGGGAUCGAAUGUGAUAAGAAUUUUUGCUAAAAUGCCACACUUCGACAAGUUCUGUAAUAGUACAUGUACUUAUAUGAACUUUAGAAAGAAACAUUUAUGUGCCUAUACAAAUGUAUGAAAAAUGCCAAACUGGAAUGCAGGCUGGCCAUAUCCACAAAACACAAACAUUCUCCAACUAUAAAAAUUUUUGCUGCAAUGCUACAGUUCAGUGAGAUCUGUAAUAUAUUGAAUCUUGUCUAAGCUAUAUGUAUAAUUCAAUUGCAAUGUUAUAUAAACAAAUCAAAUAUCAUUUGGAUGUGCAGUUGCCACUAGCCACCAUAAAUUUGUUUACUUCUAUAUAUAUUGAUAUGCAUACGACUUAUAACUGUGUAUAAUGUUUUAGGUAUACCUGAAUCAACAAUCAUGGAGCUCACCAUACCCACACAUGAGAAAGUUUUUAUUGACUCUGUCAUUAGAAAUACAUCAAUUGCUAUGCAGUCUCAUCCAGUAGACAGUGAUGAUGAAAGUGAAAAAGAAGAUUCUGAUGAUGAUGAUGAUGACAGUGCAGACGAGAGUGGUGAUGGUGUUCAUUGCGAGUCAGAUGCUGAUGAUGUCAGUUCCCAUGAUGGUGACAGUGACAGGGAUAUUUCAUAUUAUGUCUUCCCAGAUUUUGAUCGACUUGACAUUAGUUGUAAUAAAGACUCUCUUGAUCAUGAACAGGGUGCUAUUGACACAACACAGAUUGGUCCAAUUGAUAUGGAAAUUAGUAGUUCAAGUGAUGAAUUAGGUUCCAUUGAAUGUAAUGUACCUGUGCUCCAACCUGAGUUAGUGGAGGGAAACAGUCCUUCAAUCAGACUUCUUCCUUCUGGUUAUGAGAAUGAAAAAGCUGUGAAUCUGAAGGAGGAACUUUCUUUAGUGAAUGAAACAAAGUUCAUUUGUAGCAUGUCAAGCAUUCGGGAAUUGUUCUCUUUUUGUAUGGAUGUUGAUUGUCAAAUGCCAUUGGUCGAGGUAAAGGAAACCUUUGUUGGCUGUGUGUUGGAGAUAUGA